AAAAAUCAACACGGAAAUCGAAGAUUCGGAAGAAUGUUGACGAUGAAGGUUGUGGUGAAUCUUCAGGUAUAGACGGAUUUCCCUCCAGACUUGAAUGACCUUGACCUGUAGAGAACAACAUGAACACGGAUCACACUGAGGGAAGUGAAGAUGGCAAAAAGCGAGAUCUUCUCGGUAAAAAACGAGACUCGAAGAAAGGGCAGAAAGACCAGGGCUACGUAAAGUUUGACGAGGAGGACUCGGAUACAUCUCAACUCACCACAGAGGAAUUCAAAAGUCCGUCAAAAGCCAAGAAAUCCAAGUCAUUUUUCAAAAAGCAGAAACCUAAGGAAGAAAAGAAAGACAAAGAAGGCAGGAAGGACGAAAAAGAGAAAGAAGGAAAGAGAGAAGAGAAAGAGGGAAAGAAGCACAAAAUAAAGGGAAAAAAGAAAUCCAAGCAUGAACCUCCCCCUCCUAGUGAGCCAGUGGAAGCUACCAAACCUAUUUUCGGUGUACCAUUGUCUGUUGCCGUGGAGAGGAGCCCAAGUCAUGAUGGGAUAGAACUGCCCCGACUCUUCAGGGAGUGUGUGGAUUACAUAGAAGAGCAUGGAUUAUCUUGUGAGGGGAUCUACAGAAUCUCGGGUGUGAAGUCUAAGAUCCAGAUGUUAAAGGACUGCUACAAUCGUGGGGCACCUGUUUACCUGGAGGAGCACGAACCUAACAUCAUCGCCAGUCUCCUUAAACAGUUCCUCCGAGAGCUCCCCGAACCUGUACUGACCAAAGCGCUCAUGUCAAAGUUUGAAGACGCGUCAGUGGUUCGUGGAGAGAUUGCAAGAUCUGAAGCGUUCCGAAAACUAAUUAACGAUCUACCUACAUGUAAUCGGCUUCUCCUGUCGUGGAUGAUUGUCCAUAUGACUCAUGUUAUACAAAGGGAGAAGGAAAACAAGAUGAGUUUACAGAACGUGUCUAUCGUCCUUAGUCCCACGAUGCAGAUCUCACACCGCGUUCUCAACGUACUGUUCCAGUCCGCAUCCAAACUGUUCUCAGACAUCGAGAUCAAAAAAUAUAAACCCCCGAUUAAGCCCACCACUUCCCGCUGGUCGUUAGAACUCCCAGAAUCCCUUGCUCUCAUGCAGGAAGAACUACAGAAGCAGGAGUCUCUACUGAACGCUCUCCACGCAGAGAUCAACGCCGGGUCAACGGACCAGGAGAAAGAGGAACAGUUGUGGGAGGUCCAGCGAAUCGUGACCCAGCUCAAACGGAAGAUCAAACAAGCCCAGAAACAAACAACAGAGAGAAAACUGAAGGAGGAGUCGAUCCCGCCCACUGUAACAGAAGAGGAAGAGCUAAAGCUUGAUCUACAGGUGCCAGUCAAACAGAAAGCCCCGCCCCCUCCUCAACAAGCCCCACGCACAGGGCAAGAGGUUCCAACUACAGCAGAAACAGAUCAACAAGAUGAUCAGCAGGUCCCGUCCCAGGAACCAGCAAAUCAAAAAGAGGCUUACAGAGAGUCCGAAGAGGCUGGUCAAUCCACAGCCAAUCAGAAAGAGGCUUACAAGCAGACGGAAGAGGCUGGUCAAACUUCAGCCAAUCAGGAGCAAGAAGAGGAAAUCACUGAAAAAGUUACAAUUGAUCAGAAAGAAGAAACCUGCCCUACUUCACAACCAGAGCAAGAAGCAGAGACAAAAGAAGUUGUGGAAGAAGAUGUUGUUGAUUCCCAAUCUGUGGAACCUGAGGAGAAUAAAGAAACUGUCACUGAAAUACAACAGGAAGUCAACCAAGAGGAAGAGAGUAUAGAACAAACAGAAAGAGGAAGUGGGGACCAAACAGGAAGUGAGGAAAUGGAAGUUACUGGAGAGGAAGUGGAUGUUGCCAAGCCACAGGAAGCAGGAAUGGCCCCACAACAAGAAGUUGAAGUGGUUAAGAAAACUGAAGAUCUAGGAUUUGACCAGUCUGCGGGGGUGGAUCCAGCUGGGGUGUCAGUCAAUCAGGAGGAUGAAUCUUCUGAUGAUCAAUUUGAAAACACAGCAGAGAAAAUUCUGGAGGCUGAGAGGGGCGUGGCUCAUAACUGGACAGAUGAGAGUGAGGCUGGUGUAACAGAUCAAGAGGAAGGCAGGUCACAGGUUAAAGGUCAACAGAGGUCAAUUGAAGGUCAGGAAGAGGAGUCAGGGCAGAGAGAAGGACAAACACUGGAUGAGGCAGAUGGGGAGAAACCAAUUGAUAUGUCAUUGCAGGGGGAAAGUGAUGAAGAUCAGGAGUUUGCUUACGAUGAUGAGAUGAUGAAGUUACUGGAAGAAGAACAAGCCCUUAUACUGGAGGAGGAGGAGCUUCUGGCUAUAGAACGAGAACUCAGGAAAAAGAUAGAGACGGAGCGUCACGAAGCGGAGAGACUGAAUCAGGAAAUCGACGAGCUGAAGUAUCUCAGACAGGACUCGGACGUAGACGAGUACAGCUCAGAGUCAGACAGCAGCUAUGAGAGCGAGGACGAAGAGGACCUACAGGAGAUACUGAAACAGCUGAUAGCUAGGAACGAGGAGCAGGAGAGAAAGAAUGCUGAGCUGUGCAGUAAAAUUCAUGAGGAGAGAAUGAUCUGUCUGGACGUCAAAGUACAGAUCAGGAUGUUACAACAAAAACAACUGGAGAGUUCACUUAGUAUACAGGCCAUACUGGGAUAGAGACAACAAACAACAAACAACAACAACAACAACAAACAACAACAACACAUAGCAACACAUACAGAUCCAGAUGUUACAAUAAAAACAACUGGAAAGUUCACUGACUAUACAAGCCAUACUGGGAUAGAGACAACAAAACAACAAACAACAUAUGAACAACACAUAACAACAACAACACAUUAACAACAACAACAACAGAAACAGCUGGAAAGUUCACUGAGUAUACAGGCCAUACUUGGAUAGAGACAACAAACAACACAUAAA
Saccostrea cuccullata (small rock oyster) is the source of this 2918-nucleotide messenger RNA. Its product is annotated as ralA-binding protein 1-A-like. Bases 120 to 2654 code for a protein of 844 amino acids. NCBI's taxonomy places the organism in Eukaryota, Metazoa, Mollusca, Bivalvia, Ostreida, Ostreidae. The record is from RefSeq and is a predicted model, not a curated record. Gene Ontology annotation, biological process: small GTPase-mediated signal transduction. The transcript is spliced from 15 exons. Gene Ontology annotation, molecular function: small GTPase binding; GTPase activator activity.